AAACACCCCAGUCCAACGUGCACUCCACGUCCUCGCAGUGACUAUUUUGCCAGAACAGCUCCGGCUAACUGGCGUGUCUGGGGGCGCCUUUAAUCCCCCGUGAAUUCUUAUAAAAUGUAAGUCCGCCCUUUUCGGGGACUCCCAGGCCCCGCCCCGCUCAUGGCGCCGGCGGAGCUCUGUGCGCCGCGGGCCUGGGCGCCAGGCGCACCUCUUGGCCGUAGUGCGGACGCGAGUACAGACAGACCCCAAACUUGAACAGACCGGGACUUAAAAAACGAGUGUGCUCAGGUUACUGGGAUGUGCUGCUGUAUGCAAAGCCGUCGGAGACUAAUGAAGGACUAGAUGCAGUCACUCGGGUUAAUUCAAUGACCGAAGCCCUGGUGGCGCCGUAGUUGAGUGCUUAGCUGCUAACCUAAAGGUGGUCGCUUGGAACUGGCGAUCUGCUUCCUAAAGAUGACAGCCUUGGAAACCCUAUGGGGGCAGUUCUGCUCUGUCACAUGGGGCUGCUGUGAGUCGGAAUCGACCUGAGGGCACACAACGACAAUUUACCGGCGAUACAUCUGUCUUUACACCAAGCACGUUUGAUGGGCCUGCUUUUCUUUCUAAAUCGUACAACCGUAUUUCUGCCUUUUGUUUUGUUCUGCAGGGACUUUUAUCGGGUUCUGUUCGCUGUAUGUUUGCUUCUGAGGACUUGUGAGCCAAAAACAGGCAAAGCCUUUAGACCCAACGUUCUCCUGAUCAUGGCAGACGACCUUGGCAUUGGGGAUCUCGGCUGCUAUGGAAAUGACAGCCUGAGGACGCCGAAUAUCGACCGACUUGCCGAGGAAGGAGUGAGGCUCACCCAGCACCUGGCAGCUGCACCCCUCUGCACUCCGAGUCGAGCUGCUUUCCUCACAGGGAGACACUCUUUCCGGUCAGGCAUGGAAGCCAGCGACGGGUACCGCGCGCUUCAGUGGAACGGGGGCUCGGGCGGGCUCCCUGUGAACGAAACCACUUUCGCCAGAGUCCUGCAGCAGCAGGGCUACACAACGGGCCUCAUAGGAAAAUGGCACCAGGGCGUAAACUGUGUGUCACGCACAGACCACUGCCACCACCCGCUCCGUCACGGGUUCGACUAUUUCUACGGAAUGCCGUUCACGCUGGUCAAUGACUGCCACCCGGACAGGCCCCCGGAAGUGGACGCGGCCGUGCGGGCGGGACUCUGGCUAUAUACGCAGGCGAUGGCUCUGGGGGUGCUGAGCCUCGCUGCUGUCAAAGCCUCUGGCUCCAUCUCCGUCCCCUGGAAAGCCGUCCUGGGCUUGGCCAGCCUCCCCGCCCUGUGUUUCCUCUCCUGGUAUGCCAGCUUCGGGUUCGUGCGUCGUUGGAACUGUAUCAUGAUGAGGAACCACGAUGUCACAGAGCAGCCCAUGGCUUUGGAAAGCGCUACCAGGCGGCUGCUAAAGGAGGCUGUUGCUUACAUAGAAAGAAACAAGCCGGGGCCGUUUCUCCUGUUCGUGUCUUUGCUGCACGUUCACAUCCCCUUCGUUACCACAAAAGAGUUCCUUGGGAAAAGUCGGCACGGCUCAUACGGGAACAGCGUGGAGGAAAUGGACUGGAUGGUGGGUAAAAUUCUUAAUGCAAUUGAAGAGCAUGGUUUGAAGAACUCAACGUUCACAUAUUUUACGUCUGAUCACGGAGGACAUUUGGAGGCGAGAGAUGGCCGUGUCCAGCUGGGGGGGUGGAACGGAAUCUACAAAGGAGGCAAAGGCAUGGGGGGCUGGGAAGGGGGCAUCCGCGUCCCCGGAAUCUUCCGGUGGCCUGGGGUGCUGCCCGCCGGCCGGGUGAUCGAUGAGCCCACCAGUCUGAUGGAUGUUUUCCCCACGGUGGUCCAGCUGGGAGGCGGCCAGGUGCCCCAAGACAGGGUGAUCGACGGCCGCAGCCUGCUGCCCUUGCUCCGAGGGUCUGUCCAGCAUUCGGCCCAUGAGUUCCUGUUUCAUUACUGUGGGCAGCACCUCCAUGCCGUGCGGUGGCACGAGAGAGACAGUGGAAGAAUCUGGAAGGUCCACUAUGUGACUCCCCAGUUCCACCCUGAGGGUGCCGGGGCGUGCUACGGCAGAGGGGUGUGCCCGUGCUCUGGAGCAGAUGUGACGCACCACAGCCCGCCCCUGCUCUUCGACCUCUCUAGGGACCCUUCCGAGUCGCGGCCCCUGACCGCCGACUCACAGCCCCUGCACGGCACCGUGAUAGCCAGGGUAGGCGAGGCGGUGGAGGCGCACCGGCAGACCCUCAGCCCCGUGCCUCUGCAGUUCUCUGUGGGCAACAUCAUAUGGAAGCCAUGGCUGCAGCCGUGCUGUGGAACUUUCCCCUUCUGCUCCUGCCACGAGGACGGGGGUGGCACCCCCGAGGGGCCAGAUUUGUGAGCGGGAACCCAGAGAAUCACGAGCUGCCC
This is a messenger RNA of Trichechus manatus latirostris (Florida manatee), 2428 nucleotides long. RefSeq names its product arylsulfatase D (gene ARSD). Gene Ontology annotation, molecular function: arylsulfatase activity. Bases 585 to 2399 code for a protein of 604 amino acids. The transcript is spliced from 9 exons. Lineage: Eukaryota; Metazoa; Chordata; Mammalia; Sirenia; Trichechidae. The record is from RefSeq and is a predicted model, not a curated record.